Molecule: messenger RNA, 1810 nt
Organism: Cryptomeria japonica (Japanese cedar)
Lineage: Eukaryota; Viridiplantae; Streptophyta; Pinopsida; Cupressales; Cupressaceae
Exons: 8
Coding region: 320-1555 (411 amino acids)
Cellular component (GO): membrane; cytoplasm
Molecular function (GO): protein binding
Source: RefSeq, a predicted model, not a curated record
AUAAAAAGCUUCGAAUCUAGUUAAAAUUCCAAAUUCAAAUUUGAUCUCAUUUGAGAUACAUUUCAUUUAAUUUAGUUAGUGGUUCCUUUUCUUUGCAUGAACUGCUUUUAGUUUUUCACCCUUUUCAUUUGUAAAAAGGGCGAGGCCAACGAGGGGGCAGAGCAUCUUCGAGUUGAGGAGAAAAUAUUUCCGAUUUCUUGGAAGGAUUUUUGGGGUUUUUUCAUUACAUUACCUUUUUUUAGCUGGGGUUUCAGAGUUUUUCGCUGCUCCGCUUGGCUUUCGACUCUUUGAGGUUUUUGAUUCUUCCCAGUCUUAGUUUAUGAGCUCGAAGGAGAAGCCCACUCUUGGCGGUGCGCGGAUUAAGACCCGCAAACGGAAUAUUGCAGCUCCUUUGGACCCCGCAACAUUUGCGGAUGCAGUGGUACAGAUCUAUCUUGAGCAUGACGGCAACUUGGAACUUACUGCCAAGAGCAUUGAGUCUGCAGAUCUUGACUUCUCAAGAUAUGGUGACACGUUUUUCGAGGUGGUCUUUACAGGAGGUCGCACACAACCUGGUACCGUAAAGCCUGAAGAAUGUGAUCGGCAUACCUUCGCUGUUUUGAAUUGUGAACCUUCAAGGCAGAGUAUCUUGCCAUCUGUUCUUUACAUACAGAAGAUACUACGCAGGAGACCUUUCCUAAUCAAGAAUCUUGAAAAUGUUAUGCGAAAGUUCUUGCAGUCACUUGAACUGUUUGAAGAAAAUGAAAGAAAGAAGCUUGCUGUUUUCACUGCACUCACUUUCUCUCAGAAACUGUCUGGGCUACCACCAGAAACUGUUUUUCAACCUCUCCUUAAAGACAAUCUUGUGGCCAAAGGCAUUGUGCUUUCAUUCAUUACGGACUUUUUUAAGGAGUACUUGGUGGAUAACAGCCUUGAUGAUCUCAUAGGACUGCUGAAGAGAGGAAAGAUGGAAGAUAAUCUACUGGAAUUGUUUCCAGUGCAGAAGCGUACUACGGAGGCAUUUGCAGAGCACUUCAGCAAGGAGGGUCUUGGAGCUCUUGUUGAUUACAAUGAAAAGAAAAUCUUUGAUGUAAAAUUGAAGGAGCUGAAGGCUGCAUUAAUGACCUUGAUUACUGAAAAUAGUGAUAUUGAUGAUGUGAUUGAAAAUGUUAAACAACGCCAUAAAGAGUCAAAUCUACCUGACAUUGAAAUUGUGCGUCUCUUAUGGGAUGCUCUUAUGGAUUCUGUACAGUGGUCUGGCAAGAAUCAACAGCAAAAUGCAAAUUUGGCCUUGCGUCAGGUCAAGGCAUGGGCAAAACUUCUUAAUACAUUUUGCACGUCUGGAAAACUUGAGUUGGAGUUAAUUUACAAGGUCCAAAUUCAGUGUUACGAGGAUGCCAAGCUUAUGAAACUCUUUCCUGAAAUUGUAAGGUCACUCUAUGACAUGGAUGUUCUUGCUGAAGAUACUAUAUUGCUGUGGUUUCGUAAGGGCAGCAACCCAAAGGGCAGACAAACUUUUGUGAAGUCACUGGAGCCUUUUGUGAAAUGGUUAGAAGAAGCUGAGGAAGAAGAAUAAUUUUAAAAGUAUAAAAUAGGAUUAUUUAUUAAUAAGUUACUUUGAAAUUCAUGGGUGGAGUUUCUUCCCAGUUCACUUACCAUAUAUUCGAUUAGUAUCUAGUCCUAUUUUAUAUGACUUAUAUUAAGUUUAAUGCCAAAACUGGAGUGAGAUAUAUAAUCCACUUCUACUCUGUUGAGUGCUAUCAGAGAGACUUAAAUCUGUGCCACAGAAAGCAAUAAGACUUAAGAUGCACCUAGAAGCUUAUUUGAUUUA